Messenger RNA from Ceratotherium simum simum (southern white rhinoceros), 7287 nucleotides. RefSeq names its product solute carrier family 4 member 4 (gene SLC4A4). Gene Ontology annotation, biological process: monoatomic anion transport; bicarbonate transport; transmembrane transport. Lineage: Eukaryota; Metazoa; Chordata; Mammalia; Perissodactyla; Rhinocerotidae. The record is from RefSeq and is a predicted model, not a curated record. Gene Ontology annotation, cellular component: basolateral plasma membrane; plasma membrane. Gene Ontology annotation, molecular function: solute:inorganic anion antiporter activity; sodium:bicarbonate symporter activity; monoatomic anion transmembrane transporter activity.
GAAGCUAGGCUCCCACUGUGCACUAGCCUCACUCCCUGUCGCUCUCUGUGUGUGGGUGGGUGUGCAUGUGUGUGUGUGUGAGGGUAUACAUUUUUAUGCAGUGGGUGUUUAAAGAGCUAAGCACUGAAGCUGGAUUUCCACAAACGAUCAUCACGAGCACUCCAGACACACCAAACUUCCUCUCUUGGAUGGAGGAUGAAGCUGUCCUGGACAGAGGGGCUUCCUUCCUUAAGCAUGUGUGUGAUGAAGAAGAAGUAGAAGGCCACCACACCAUCUAUAUUGGGGUCCAUGUGCCGAAGAGCUACAGGAGAAGGAGACGUCACAAGAGAAAGACAGGGCACAAAGAAAAGAAGGAAAGGGAGAGAAUCUCUGAGAACUACUCUGACAAGUCAGAUGUGGAAAACGCUGAUGAGUCCAGCAGCAGCGUCCUCAGACCCCUGAUCUCUCCCGCUGCGGAACGCAUCCGAUUCAUCUUGGGCGAGGAGGAUGACAGCCCAGCACCCCCUCAGCUCUUCACCGAACUGGAUGAACUGCUGGCUGUGGAUGGGCAGGAGAUGGAGUGGAAGGAGACAGCGAGGUGGAUUAAAUUUGAAGAAAAAGUGGAACAGGGUGGGGAGAGAUGGAGCAAGCCCCACGUGGCCACAUUGUCCCUUCACAGCUUAUUUGAGCUGAGGACGUGUAUGGAGAAAGGAUCCAUCAUGCUUGACAGGGAGGCUUCUUCUCUCCCACAGUUGGUGGAGAUGAUUGUUGACCAUCAGAUUGAGACAGGCCUAUUGAAACCUGACCUUAAGGAUAAGGUGACCUAUACUUUGCUCCGGAAGCAUCGGCAUCAGACCAAGAAAUCCAACCUUCGAUCCCUGGCUGAUAUUGGGAAGACAGUCUCCAGUGCAAGUAGGAUGUUUACCAACCCUGAUAAUGGUAGCCCAGCCAUGACCCACAGGAAUCUGACUUCCUCCAGUUUGAAUGACAUUUCUGAUAAACCAGAGAAAGACCAGCUGAAGAAUAAGUUCAUGAAAAAACUGCCACGUGAUGCAGAAGCUUCCAAUGUGCUUGUUGGGGAGGUUGACUUCUUGGAGACUCCUUUCAUUGCCUUUGUCCGGCUGCAGCAGGCUGUCAUGCUGGGUGCCCUCACUGAGGUUCCUGUGCCCACAAGGUUCUUGUUCAUUCUCUUAGGUCCUAAGGGGAAAGCCAAGUCCUACCAUGAGAUUGGCAGAGCCAUUGCCACCUUGAUGUCUGACGAGGUGUUCCAUGACAUUGCUUAUAAAGCAAAAGAUAGGCAGGACCUGAUUGCUGGCAUUGAUGAGUUCCUAGAUGAAGUCAUUGUCCUUCCACCUGGGGAAUGGGAUCCAGCAAUCAGGAUAGAGCCUCCUAAGAGUCUUCCAUCAUCUGACAAAAGAAAGAAUAUGUACUCAGGUGGAGAGAACGUUCAGAUGAAUGGGGACACGCCCCAUGAUGGAGGCCAUGGAGGUGGAGGACAUGCCGAUUGUGAGGAAUUGAAGCGAACUGGACGGUUCUGUGGUGGACUAAUUAAGGACAUAAAGAGGAAAGCACCAUUUUUUGCCAGUGAUUUUUAUGAUGCUUUAAAUAUUCAGGCUCUUUCAGCAAUUCUCUUCAUUUAUCUGGCAACUGUAACUAAUGCUAUCACUUUUGGAGGACUGCUUGGGGAUGCCACUGACAACAUGCAGGGCGUGUUGGAGAGUUUCCUGGGCACAGCUGUCUCUGGAGCCAUCUUUUGCCUCUUUGCCGGUCAACCACUCACUAUUUUGAGCAGCACAGGACCUGUUCUAGUUUUUGAGAGGCUUCUGUUUAAUUUCAGCAAGGACAAUAACUUUGAUUAUUUGGAAUUCCGCCUUUGGAUUGGCCUGUGGUCAGCCUUCCUGUGUCUCAUUUUGGUGGCCACCGACGCCAGCUUCUUGGUUCAGUACUUCACUCGCUUCACUGAGGAGGGCUUCUCUUCUCUGAUUAGCUUCAUUUUUAUCUACGAUGCUUUCAAGAAGAUGAUCAAGCUAGCCCAUUAUUACCCCAUCAACUCUGACUUCAAAGUAGGCUACAAUACUCACUUUUCCUGUGCCUGUGUGCCACCUGACCCAGUUAAUAUCUCCUUAUCUAAUGACACUGCAUUGGCUCCGGAAGAUUUGCCAACUAUUUCUUCUACUGACAAGUACCAUAAUGCUACCUUUGACUGGGCAUUUCUGUCGACGAAGCAGUGUUUGAAAUCUGGAGGAAAGCUCAUGGGGAACAACUGUGAAUUUGUUCCUGAUAUCACGCUCAUGUCUUUCAUCCUCUUCUUGGGCACCUACACCUCUUCUAUGGCUCUGAAAAAGUUCAAAACUAGUCGUUAUUUUCCAACCACGGCAAGGAAACUGAUCAGUGACUUUGCCAUUAUCUUGUCCAUUCUCAUCUUUUGUGUAAUAGAUGCUCUAGUAGGUGUGGAUACUCCAAAACUACUUGUGCCAAGCGAGUUCAAGCCAACAAGUCCAAACCGGGGUUGGUUUGUUCCACCCUUUGGAGGAAACCCCUGGUGGGUGUACCUUGCAGCUGCUAUCCCAGCUUUGUUGGUCACCAUUCUGAUUUUCAUGGACCAGCAAAUCACAGCUGUGAUUGUAAACAGGAAAGAACACAAACUCAAGAAAGGAGCUGGAUAUCAUCUGGACCUCUUUUGGGUGGCUAUCCUCAUGGUGGUGUGCUCCUUCAUGGCUCUUCCGUGGUAUGUGGCUGCUACCGUCAUCUCUAUUGCUCACAUCGACAGUUUGAAGAUGGAGACGGAGACUUCUGCACCUGGAGAACAACCAAAAUUUCUAGGAGUGAGGGAACAAAGAGUCACUGGAACCCUUGUGUUUAUUCUGACUGGUCUGUCAGUCUUUAUGGCUCCCAUCUUGAAGUUUAUUCCCAUGCCUGUACUCUAUGGCGUGUUCCUGUAUAUGGGGGUAGCAUCCCUUAAUGGUGUGCAGUUCAUGGAUCGCCUGAAGCUGCUUCUGAUGCCCCUGAAGCAUCAGCCUGACUUUAUCUACCUGCGCCAUGUCCCCCUGCGCAGAGUCCACCUGUUCACUUUCCUGCAGGUGUUGUGUCUAGCCCUGCUCUGGAUCCUCAAGUCAACUGUGGCUGCUAUCAUUUUUCCAGUCAUGAUCUUGGCUCUUGUAGCUGUCAGAAAAGGCAUGGACUACCUCUUCUCCCAGCACGACCUCAGCUUCCUUGAUGAUGUCAUUCCAGAAAAGGACAAGAAAAAGAAGGAGGAUGAGAAGAAAAAGAAAAAGAAGAAAGGAAGUCUGGACAGUGACAAUGAUGAUUCUGACUGCCCAUACUCAGAAAAAGUUCCAAGUAUUAAAAUUCCAAUGGACAUCAUGGAACAGCAACCUUUCCUAAGUGAUAGCAAACCUUCCGACAGAGAAAGAUCACCAACAUUCCUUGAACGCCACACAUCAUGCUGAUAAAAUUCCUUUCCUUCAGUCACUCGGUAUGCCAAGUCCUCCUAGAACUCCAGUAAAAGUUGUGCCUCAAAUUAGAACAGAACCUGAGCCUGAAGACAAUGAUUAUUUCUGGAGGAGCAAGGGAACAGAAACUACAUUGUAACCUGUUUGUCUUUCUUCAGACUGACAAUUUUUGUUGUUAAUGUUGUUGUUUUUUGUCUGGUUGUUUAUUUUUUAAUUUUUGUUUUGUUUUAGUUUUUGGUCACUGGCCAAAUAAUACAGCGCUCUCUCUGCUUCUCUCUUGCAUAGGUAAAAUCAAGACAAUAGUGCACCGUUCCUUAAAAACAUCUGAAGAAUCCCCUUUGUGUUCUUAUACUUUCAAAUAUGUCCUCUGAUAACCAAAUUCCUCUGUCACUCAAGACACGCACAGACCCUGUCCUUUUCCUUUAUUAAGCAGAGGGCAAAAGUAUUAAGGAUUUUAUAACAUCUUUUAUUAAAAUAUUGAAGGAACUUAAAACUUUUAGUUUUGGAGCUGUGCUUACUGGCUUGUCUUUCUGUCUGGUAGAACAAACCUUGACCUCCAGACAGAGUCCCUUCUCGCUUAUAGAGCUCUCCAGGACUGGAAAAAGUGCUGCUAUUCUAAUUUGCUCUUGCUUGUAAACCCUAAUCUUAGAGUUAUCAAAAGAAGAAAAACUAAAGGUACUUUACUCCCUGUAGUAAACUAUUGCCAUCAUUGUAGCAAGUGCUGGAAUGUCCCUUUUUCCUAUGCAACUUUUUUUAACCCUUUAAUGAACUUAUCUGUUGAGUACAUUGAAGAAUAUUUUUCUUCCUAGAUUUUGUUGUUUAAAUUAUGGGGCCUAACUUGCGACUUAUUUUUUGUCAAUUUUUUAAACUUUUUUUUAAUUACUGUAAAGAAAAUGAAUUUUUUCCUGCAGCAGGAAACAUAGUUUUGAGUAGUUCUACCUCUUAUUUGUAGCUGCCAGGCUUUCUGUAAAAAUUAUAUUGUAUAUAAUGUGAUUUUUACACACACAUAUAUACACACACACACAUACACACACACAAAUUCACAAUCUCUAGGGUAAGCCAGAGGGCUAGAUCAGAUUAAAAACACCAUGUUUCUAAGCAUCCAUUUUUUCCUUUCUUUAAAAGAAAUUUAACUGUUCUAUGAAAGAGAUUCGGGGAGAAGGAAGAAGGUCCUAUGUAAUGGGAUUAACUGAUGUUUUGGUAAUAGUAGUAUCAAGGCACAGAUGCUGAUUGUAUUACCAUGUCAAUGUCCUAUGCAGUAUUGUUAGACAUUUUUUUCAUUUUGAAAUAUUUGUGUGUUUGUUUAUGUACUCUGUGUGUGGCUGGUGCACAUAUGUGCAAAGUUAGAAAAAGAACCGAGUGACAGUAGGCAAAGGGCAAAGAUAUCCAGCCUCUUGUGUCAGUUUUCAUAAAACCUAAACCACAUAUGAAAAAUCCAUCAAGGUCCAAGAGACUUACCAUAAUGAGGGUAAAUAUAUUUUAUUACCCAGAUAUCAGUCACCAUCAUUGAUGCAAUAGCCCAUAUUUACAAUACAAAAUCCAUAGGAAUAUUAAUAGACCACUAGCACAUCUAUAAAGCGUUUAUGGGAAUGCAGAUAAAUCUGCAGAGCUAUAUGUUUUACAAUACAUUUUAACAAUACGCACACAUUUUUUUAGAGUGGAAAGGCAAUUAUUCCUUGUGAUUGGGGCAUUUAGAAUAUAUAUGUGUAUAUAUCCAUGUGUGUGUAUUUCAAAGUACCACAUUGAAAAUUAGAAAAAAGAAAAUUAGAUCUUUAUUAACCAAAUUUAGCAUGUUAUUUAAAUUUAAUGUUUUUAAUAGAUUGCAUUAUGUAUUGUGAAUCUGCCUUAAAAACAACAUUUAAAAAUGUUGAAUCCAUCAUUUUGGAUUCAUAUAACCAUAUUUGUAAUAAAUCCUAGCUAAAACAGGUUGUUGGAGGAGUACUAGAAGCAGAAUGAAACCACUUAUUUUGGUUUCCUAAUAUGCACAUAUUCACUUUCACUCUUUCCUAUAUUAAUUAAAUUAUAAUUCUGUUCUCUUGAAAUUUUAAUUAUAAAAAUUUUAUUAUCCUGAAUUAGCUGUUACUUUUAUAGUAUCUGAUAAUCUUAAAACUUUUAACUUUAUACAAAUUAGACAUAAAUGAUCUGCAAAAUGAUCGUUAAAAUGAAAGUGGCAAAUUACAUGUUAUUUGUUAAAACCUCACGUGCCAAAUUUUGGUGUCACGUUGGUAUUUAGAGCUAUCCUUAAAAUGAUUAUUCUGUAUUAUCUAGCUUUUCAUUACCCUAACAUAGAUUUAUAUAAGAAGCUUUCCCUUUUUCUUUACUGAUGGAAGCAUCAAUAAAAUGUUUAAAAGUCAUGCAUAAUAUGUUCAGCUUAACUUAUGAUCUUGUUAAAUUAAAGACACUUUUGUUCGCUUUUAUAAAAACUCUAGAUAUAAUAAUUUAUUUUUCUGAUCAUGAAUCAAGUAUUUGAGGAUUCAUGUCCCUCUCCAUCCCUUUCAAAGAACUGAAGCAACUUAACUCAGUAUUUCAGCCUUUGAGCAGAUCUGAAAGCUAUCUGCACUUCCAUUGAUGAUCCCUGUUCUGUGACAGAAGGUUGAAAUCCAUGAUAUGAAUGCAGAUAAUACCUUACUAAAAGGAACAGUUAAUAUCAAACACUUUCAAUAUUUUGGAACUCAGGGAAAGUUUCAAAAAAAUAAUUACUUUCAGAGGGACAGAAGUAGUUACCAAACAAACUAACAGAAUGUGAGGUCCAUACAGAGGCACCAAAUUAUCUGUAUUUUAACUGAGUUUACCCAUUGUUUAAGAACUAACCUGAUUUUUGGGUGGUUUUGUUUCUAUGUAAACUGGACACACAGAAUACAAUGGUAAAUUUUUCACAAAGUGUUGCUCCGUGAUGUGAAUACGGAAUUAAAAGAUUCAAGUUGUUGGAAGUACAGAACUAAGUGUCCACUCAGAGAUGUUACCCAGAAGUUCAGUGGUUGUAUAGACUUACUAUUGGAAGAGAUCACUAGGCCAAGAGUCUGCUUUAUCAACGGAGCAUAAGGGCCUCUGGUUUUGCAUUUGUAAGAAAAUCUCUUGGAGACACUGUUUUCCUUGAUAAAAGUCACUCUUCUCUACUACGUAAAACAAUGACUUGGAAUCCUCUUUAUUUUGUGUGCUGUAGGCAGCAGUAUUCCUGCUUCUUCUUCCAGUCAAGCAGUGGACUGGGGGUGGGGAAAUGGAGGCUUAAAGAAGAAAACAAAACCCUCUCUAAUCAGCCCCCCACCUCAAAGAAUGGGGGGAGGGGUAAUUGUCUGCCAUCAAAAUUCAGUUUGUGUAUAUUUUAUGCACAUGCACCAACACACACAGAGUAAAUCUUUUAUCAGCUAUAUUGGUGUUUAAUACAGAGAACGAUUGUCUUCCAAGUUUUUGGUUCUUUUUCCUUUUUUAAACUGUGUUAAAGUACUUGAAAUGUAUUGACUGCUGACUAUCUUUAAAAAACAAAACAUUUGAGUUGUAUUACUGAGGUUGACAUUGUUCAGGGAUGGGACAAAGCUUUCUUCAAUCCUUUUCAUACCACUUAAUGAUUUUGGUGCAGGAACUUGAGAUUUUCUUAUUUAUUCCAUGAUAUUUCACAUCCGCUCUUCACAGCAUGAGCAUGAAGCCCAGUGGCACCCAGUGGCUGAAUAUAAUCAAAUGAUGUUAGCACUUGACUAUCUGAAGGGCCUUGGGAGUUUUCAGAUGAUGAUUUCAUUGAGUUUUAUUGCAGCCUGAAAUAAAAAAGUUUUGUGAUAUAUGCUAACCAGUCAAGUUGUGUUUUGACCAGAAAUUUGGAUAUGUCCUAUUUCUUGACUCAUUUCUUUGUGCUCUAUGGGUA